Molecule: messenger RNA, 621 nt
Organism: Chironomus riparius
Lineage: Eukaryota; Metazoa; Arthropoda; Insecta; Diptera; Chironomidae
Source: the annotation of a GenBank genome assembly
AUGUCAGAAUCGAUUGAAUCUCCAGACGACCAACCAGAAGCACUUGAAUCUGAGUCAGAUGAACAGCCAGAAAUUCUUGAAUCAAAACCAGUAGAAGUUGCAGAACCAGCAGAAAUUUCAGAUGCUUAUGACUUAGAAACUGUCGAAUUGCCAGAAAAUUUUGCAUCAGAAUACCCAAGAAAUGUUGAUAAAUUCGGACCAGAACCAACUGACAUGAUUUGUCCAGAAUGUGGAGCCACAAUGACAACAAGAACAUCCACAGAAACAACAAGUUUUGGAAAUGUUGAUUCAACUUCAUUUUUCUUCGCAUGCCUGAACUUUUGCUGUGGUGGAAUUGAAACUAUUAAGCAUAGAUGUCCAGAAUGUGAUGCGAUUGUUGGAACAUAUGCUACACCUCACGAAAACACUGACAACUACCGAAGUGGAUCACCAAAUAACUUCAUCACCAACAAUGGAGUUGAUCAUGUCAUUACCCAACAAGAUGAAGCACAUCAAGUAAAAUGUGAAGCUACUCCAAAUGAUGACGACGACUGCCUAGAAGUUGAAGAUUGCGAUGAUGACGAUGAAAAGUUGGAUAGUGGGGAUUGUGAUGAUGGAGAUGAUGGCUUAGGUGAUGACUAA